Molecule: messenger RNA, 1378 nt
Organism: Nipponia nippon (crested ibis)
Lineage: Eukaryota; Metazoa; Chordata; Aves; Pelecaniformes; Threskiornithidae
Source: RefSeq, a predicted model, not a curated record
UCCAGCUGGUAAGCUUGCUGCUGAUUGGAAUUGCGGCAUGGGGAAUCGGCUUUGGCCUCAUCUCUAGUUUCAGAGUUGUUGGAGUGGCAAUUGCAGUAGGAAUCUUCCUCUUCCUUAUUGCCUUAGUCGGAUUAAUUGGUGCGGUGAAACAUCAUCAAGUAUUGCUAUUCUUUUACAUGAUUAUUCUUUUGCUAGUCUUUAUUGUCCAGUUUUCUGUCUCCUGUGCCUGUUUGGCACUAAACAAGGAGCAGCAGAGUCAACUUCUAGAGGUGGGAUGGAAUAACACUAACAGCGCGAGAACAGAUAUUGAGAGAAAUCUGAAUUGUUGUGGAUUCAGAGUUUUUGAUCCGAAUGAAACUUGCUCCUCUGAUUGUUUUAGAAAUCACCAGUGUCAACCAUGUGCACCAAUAAUAGAAGAGUAUUCUGGAAUGGUGCUGAGAUUUGUUGGAGGCAUAGGACUCUUCUUCAGUUUCACAGAGAUUCUGGGAGUCUGGCUGACGUAUAGAUACAGGAACCAAAAGGAUCCCCGUGCAAACCCUAGUGCAUUUCUUUGAUAAGUUUAUAAAGGAGUGAAUCUUCUCUCUGCACCCUCUACUUCAAAAUACUGAUUCUCCAUAGUUUGGUAUUUCUCCAUAAUAGGUAUUCUACAUGUACCUAAAAGAAAACUUUAUUUCCAAAAGAAAUUUGUAGUUUUCAUAUUUCAUUUCCCACUAUUUUUCUUUUAAGAAUCUCGCUCUUGAAGUAGACUGGUGCAUUCAGUAGCUGCGCAGAGUCAGAUUGCUACUCUGAGCUGGUUAAAUAACUCUGUUAAGACUUUGGUGAUUGAUGUGGUGAACUCUAUACAGUGAGCUUUAUAGCACUACUGGUUUCUCUGGUGUUCAAAAAAACCCAGGAGUAUUUUCUGCUGUAUUCAUUGAUUACAAAAAUUCACAUGAUUUCUCAUUAAAAUGAUAAAAAUAUAUGGAGGAUGGUUGGACUGUGUGAUUUGAUUAGGCUUUAGGAUGAACUCUGGUCAACUUUUUUGUCUUAAUAAUGGUCUCCCACUUUCUUGUGAAGGUAAAAAUAGAAGCUAGAGAUGUUAUUUUCUGUAGUGCACAUAAGUAUAUGUUAAUGACUACUGUAGUCUUCACCCCUCCCCUUCCCUGUUUGUUUUGGCUUUCUGGUAGCUUUAGAAUUUUGUUGAGAGUAAAAACAAUUCUUUACUUUUUAAUGGAUAUCUUCACUAUGAGAACAAUGAAUGAAGAAAACCAGGAGAAUGUGAUCUGCAGCUGACAAACUUGAAACUUUUUUUCUUUGACAAGUGAACGAAGUUUGGUAUUUGCGCAACAUCAGAAUCAAUAGUGGUCUGUCAUCUUUAAUGUAAGAAACUUGAUGUCUG